Tuber aestivum (summer truffle) is the source of this 600-nucleotide messenger RNA. NCBI's taxonomy places the organism in Eukaryota, Fungi, Ascomycota, Pezizomycetes, Pezizales, Tuberaceae. The record is from the annotation of a GenBank genome assembly.
AUGGCAUCCACUCUCCGCUCUUGGAUGCCCUGGUCCGGCAGCAAUUCUUCCCCCUCUCCCUCGGUACCUCCACCCCCCUCUUCCUCGUCGACCCCCGCACCACCGCCUCCCACCGUACAGCCCCCCGCAACCACCACCCCGAUCCCCGAAGGGGCCCGCCUCCCCCGCCAAUUAACCCUCCUCCUGGGCGGGACUACCUUCCUAGCCCUCAGCAUCGCACUAACCCGCCGUACGAUUCACCGCCGCAAACUCUCGCUGGUGCCAAAAUAUUACCACCCGAACAACCGCCCGCCCCUUAACCCCCCGAACGGCGCCCUCGACGCUCUGGAAGCUCUGAACUUGGCAACGCUCAACACACUGAGCUUCGGCAUGAUGCUGGUGGGCGGGGGGAUGUUCGCGAUGGACGUGUGCUCGCUGGAGGAGUUGCGGGGAAGGGUGCGCGAGGGGAUGGGUGGGAGGGACGCAGCGGCGAGGGAGGCUGAGGAGGAGUUUGAGGAGUGGCUUGUGAAUGUGCUCGCCAGAAAGGAGAGGAAGGAGGAGGUUAAGAGGAUGGUGGAGAGGGAAAUGAGGGAGAAAGAGGCAAAGGAGAAGGGGGAGUAG